AUGCAGCUAAAAUACCCAGCGUCCAUUCAGGCUGUUGUCGAUAACACUCCGACCUCGGUCGCGGAGCUAUUUGCCCAGAUCGAUCUUGAACUAGAGCUGGUGGCAGACCAGGAGGCUAUCACCGAGUUCGAACGGACGAGUGCCAUAUGGGCUCAACACCAGGUGCCUCUGAAUGUAGCCAAGGAUUUGCUCGACACCGCACGUCAUACUAUCCAAUCUGGCAAGUUUCCCCCGACGGAAUGCCCGAUCCCAGAACACUCGAUAUACUUCGCACAACUCGUCUUGCACGUCUUCGUUCAUUGUCUCUCAGAGUUCCAACACCAACAACUGCAUGGGGACACCGAUACCCCUAACCUCCUCCCCCACCCCAGCCGUUGGUCCACGAUCUUCCCAGCCUACCCAACCCUCGAGGCCUACCAGGACCGCUUCCUCCAAGGUCCCUCGGAUCCCUUGGUCAAAUCACACUACCUGAGCGACGAUAACAACCCCGGAAUCACCUCGUUGUUCACUCUCCUGUUCCUUGCGAUCCUUCAAGAACGGAGGAACGAUCCGUUUAAGGUGUCUAAAGAGGACAUGGAUGAGUUUCUCGCGCGCUCGGAAGUGAGGGAGUGGUUCGAUAGUCAGCCUGGAGCGGUGAGGGAGGAAUGUGAGAGGCUCAUAGGGGCUGAAAAAUCUGUCGCGAGAGAGGAGAGGUUGAGAAACGCGAGGAUUGAUCGGAAGCUUUGUCUGAAAGGGGCUAGAGAAUUAUGCUGCGUGAAAGCGGGGAAGGAGAACGACGACUAUGUAUGCUCGAAAUGCCUUUUGUGUAGACUUGGUGGUGGCCGUUAUGCAACCCAAAAUGAUGAUUGA
Molecule: messenger RNA, 849 nt
Organism: Marasmius oreades (fairy-ring Marasmius)
Lineage: Eukaryota; Fungi; Basidiomycota; Agaricomycetes; Agaricales; Marasmiaceae
Exons: 3
Coding region: 1-849 (282 amino acids)
Source: RefSeq, a predicted model, not a curated record